AUGCCAUUGUUUCAAUGCAGGCACGGCAAAUCGACCCAGCCGCUGCGCAGGUCGCGAGGCGCCACCUCAAACCAGAUCAUCGAGAUACCUCCCGAGAAGAUAACAGUGGCCUUACUUUGUGCCCUUGCCGAGGAAUCCGUCGCAGUUAGGUACGGUCUGGACGAAAAGCUCAGCUGUACCUACAAAACCAUCGGCCCCAAGAACUAUGUAUACUCGUUUGGCCGUAUCGGUGAUCACAAUGUCGUCUUAGCUCGACCUAGCCAGAUGGGCCCAAUCUCAGCCGCCCUAUGUGCAGCUACCGUCAAUCAACAAUUUCCAAAUGUCCGAUUUGCUCUGGUAGUCGGCAUCGGAGCCGGCAUUCCUGAUGUCCCCAAACGCGACAUUGGCUUAGGCGAUAUCUGUGAUAGGGGCUUAGAUAUAAGGGCUUGGAACAAAUUCGUAUUCAGCUAA
Molecule: messenger RNA, 450 nt
Organism: Metarhizium acridum CQMa 102
Lineage: Eukaryota; Fungi; Ascomycota; Sordariomycetes; Hypocreales; Clavicipitaceae
Source: RefSeq, a predicted model, not a curated record